Molecule: messenger RNA, 1305 nt
Organism: Mesocricetus auratus (golden hamster)
Lineage: Eukaryota; Metazoa; Chordata; Mammalia; Rodentia; Cricetidae
Product: elongation factor 1-gamma-like
Biological process (GO): translational elongation
Cellular component (GO): cytoplasm; nucleus
Molecular function (GO): translation elongation factor activity
Source: RefSeq, a predicted model, not a curated record
UUUCUCUGCGGAAUCACCAUGGCGGCUGGGACCCUGUACACAUACCCUGAAAACUGGAGAGCCUUCAAGGCCCUCAUCGCUGCUCAGUACAGUGGGGCUCAGGUCCGCGUACUCUCCGCGCUACCCCACUUCCACUUCGGCCAAACCAACUGCACCCCUGAGUUUCUCAGAAAAUUUCCUGCUGGCAAGGUUCCAGCAUUUGAGGGUGAUGACGGAUUCUGUGUGCUUGAGAGCAAUGCCAUUGCCUAUUACGUAAGCAAUGAGGACCUGCGGGGAAGUACUCCAGAGGCAGCAGCUCAGGUGGUGCAGUGGGUGAGCUUUGCCGACAGUGACAUCGUCCCCCCAGCCAGCACCUGGGUGUUCCCCACCCUGGGCAUCAUGCACCACAACAAACAGGCCACUGAAAAUGCAAAAGAGGAGGUGAGGCGAAUCCUGGGGCUGCUGGACACUCACUUGAAGACAAGGACUUUUUUGGUGGGUGAGCGAGUGACGCUGGCUGACAUCACAGUUGUCUGCACCCUUCUGUGGCUCUACAAACAGGUUUUAGAGCCUUCUUUUCGCCAGACCUUCCCCAAUACCAACCGAUGGUUCCUUACCUGCAUUAACCAGCCCCAGUUCAGGGCAGUCUUGGGGGAGGUGAAGCUGUGUGAGAAGAUGGCCCAAUUUGAUGCUAAGAAGUUUGCAGAAAGCCAGCCUAAAAAAGAUACUCCAAGGAAAGAAAAGGGGCCCGAGGCCAAGGACCCCUUUGCUCACCUGCCCAAGAGUACCUUUGUGUUGGAUGAGUUUAAGCGAAAGUACUCCAAUGAGGACACGCUGUCUGUGGCACUGCCAUAUUUUUGGGAGCACUUUGAUAAGGAUGGCUGGUCCCUGUGGUAUGCUGAGUACCGCUUCCCUGAAGAGCUCACCCAGACCUUCAUGAGUUGCAACCUCAUCACUGGAAUGUUCCAGCGAUUGGACAAACUGAGGAAGAAUGCCUUUGCUAGUGUCAUCCUCUUUGGAACCAACAACAGUAGCUCCAUUUCUGGCGUUUGGGUCUUCCGAGGCCAAGAGCUUGCUUUUCCGCUGAGUCCAGAUUGGCAGGUGGACUACGAGUCGUAUACAUGGCGGAAACUGGAUCCUGGUAGCGAGGAGACCCAGACCCUGGUUCAAGAGUACUUUUCCUGGGAGGGGGCCUUCCAGCAUGUGGGCAAAGCCGUCAAUCAAGGCAAGAUCUUCAAGUGAACAUGUCUUGCCAUCGCCUAGCUGCCUGCACCUACCCUGCAAGGGAGAUGGGGGUCAUUAAAGGAAACUGAACAUUGAAAAAAA